AUGGUAAAAUUGACCAAUAUCAAAAAACAAGAAAAAGAAGAAAAAACCCCUGUACAAAAAGUAGAAGAAAGUGAUAAUGAAUCAUUUUCAUCGUCAUCUUCAUCUUCAGAAGAUGAAAUAAUGGAAGGGUUAUCUGAUUUAGAAGAAGAAGUCAAUGCACAACAACAUACAAUUAAGAAACUAGAUCCAAGCAAGAAAAAAAAAAAAAAUAAAGAUGAAGCACAAGAAAACAAUUUGAAUGGUAAGGGCAAAAAGAAUACAAAUGAAUAUUCCUCAAUCAUUUAUGUUAGUAGAUUGCCAAAUGGUUUCUAUGAGAAGGAAUUAAGUAAAUAUUUCUCCCAAUUCGGGGAUUUGAAAGAAGUUAGAUUAGCUAGAAAUAAGAAGACAGGCAAUUCGAGACAUUAUGGGUUCAUAGAAUUCGCUAAUAAAGAUGAUGCCAAGAUUGCACAAGAGACUAUGAAUAAUUAUUUGUUGAUGGGACAUUUAUUACAGGUUCGUCUAAUGGAGAAGGGGUCAAAAAUCGAAAAACUUUAUAAAUACAAGAAGAGAUCAUUUAAUGAAAAUAAAUAUAAAAAGAGUAAAAAGGAGAUUGAAGAGGCAUCUGAUAUCAGACAUAAAGAAAGAAUGGAUAAAUUAGAGAAAUCUGGAAUUGAUUUCAAAUGGUAA
This is a messenger RNA of Arxiozyma heterogenica, 666 nucleotides long. RefSeq names its product rRNA-binding ribosome biosynthesis protein NOP15 (gene NOP15). Gene Ontology annotation, biological process: maturation of LSU-rRNA from tricistronic rRNA transcript (SSU-rRNA, 5.8S rRNA, LSU-rRNA). Gene Ontology annotation, cellular component: nucleolus. The transcript has a single exon. Gene Ontology annotation, molecular function: RNA binding. NCBI's taxonomy places the organism in Eukaryota, Fungi, Ascomycota, Saccharomycetes, Saccharomycetales, Saccharomycetaceae. Bases 1 to 666 code for a protein of 221 amino acids. The record is from RefSeq and is a predicted model, not a curated record.